Molecule: messenger RNA, 1685 nt
Organism: Funneliformis geosporum
Lineage: Eukaryota; Fungi; Glomeromycota; Glomeromycetes; Glomerales; Glomeraceae
Source: the annotation of a GenBank genome assembly
UAUACUCUCCGAGCAGAUAUCUAGGUUCUGUUUCUGAAAAUUUUCAUAAUGCAUUGGAAAAGUACGUAAAGGAGAAUCCUGAUAAUCUAUUUGGUGAAUCCCUCGAAGAAAGCUCAUUGUCUGGACCAGCAUUUAUAAAACUCAUGCAUCUUAAAUACUUGCAUAGUCUUGUUGAACCUGGAGAAGCAGUUGGUUUAUUAGCUGCUCAAGGUAUUGGAGAACCUUCAACCCAGAUGACUUUAAAUACUUUUCAUUUUGCUGGUUUUGGUGCAAAAAAUGUUACGCUUGGUAUCCCCCGUCUUCGUGAAAUUAUAAUGACAGCUUCUGCUGAUAUCAAAACGCCCAUGAUGACUCUUCCUUUACGAAAUUAUGUUUCUGAUGAAGAUGCCAAGAACUUCUGUCAAGAAAUUAGUAAAUUAACACUUGCUGAAGUUAUAGAACAAAUGACAGUACUUGAACAAAUUAUUCGAAAACAAGGUGAUUCUGGAUCAACCGAAGCAAUACGUAAAAAAAUGUAUACAAUUCGUAUGGAAUUUUAUCCAAAACACGAAUAUAAAGAAGAAUUUAAUAUUUUGCCAUGUAAUAUUGAGGAUGCGAUUGAAUUAAAUUUUAUUAAAUAUCUUGAACUUUCCAUAAAGAAAGAAGUCAAGCAUGCUAGUAAUAUAAACAACACAGUUGAUGUUGCAAAUUUUGAUUUUGGAAAGCCACUCAGAAAAUCAAAGGAAUUAAGAAACGAAACAUUUGAUGAAAACGCGCCUAUUCGAAACGUCGGCGGAGAUGAAUCAGAUGAUGGGGAUGGUGAUGCGACAAAUGCAAAGGUUCGUUUAAGAACUCGAGAACAUGCUACAUAUGAUGCACCUGAUGAGGAUGAUUUAGAGGUAAUCCGACAAAACCAAAGAGCUUUCCCCGAUGAAGAGGAUUUUGAAACAACAUUUGAAGAUGAAAAUAAUAAUAAUGAGCAUCCUAAUGGUUUAAAUGAAGAGAAUGAGCAUGACAAAGGCACAUCAAGCACAUCUUCACGUCGACAGAGAAAUAAUAGAGUUGUAAAUGGAUUAAAGGAUAGAAGUGACAGAAUUAUAUUGGGUUCAAGUUAUGUCACCAAUUAUCUCUUUGAUUAUGACAAUGGUAUGGCUAAAUCUGCAAGUAAAAAGGCAGUUAUACAUGAAAUUCAUGGUAUUUCAAAAUGUUAUCCUAUUGAGAACGAAACUCAUGAUGAUGCUUCAAAAAUAGUUGCAACGGAGGGUGUUAAUUUCUACAAUAUUUGGAAAUAUGACAAUAUAAUAGAUUUAAAUAACAUUUAUUCCAAUGAUAUAGCCGCUAUUCUCAAUACUUAUGGCGUCGAGGCAGCAAGAGCAGCUAUUCUAAAGGAGAUUUCGGGUGUUUUUGCUGUAUACGGUAUCGAUGUAAACCCCCGACAUUUAACCUUAGUUGCUGAUUAUAUGACUUUUGAAGGAAAAUACAAACCAUUCAAUAGAAUUGGUUUAGAUACAAGCACUUCUCCUUUAUUAAAAAUGAGUUUUGAAAGUACAUGUUCUUUUUUAACACAAGCUACUCUUCAUGGAGAUACUGAUUUAUUGGAUUCACCAUCAGCCAGAUUAGUAUUAGGUAAAGUUAUUCAAGGCGGAACAGGAUCUUUUGAAGUUAGAGUUCCAUUUGAAUCAAUUCCAAAAUAUCUUAAAACUUGA